Messenger RNA from Coprinopsis cinerea okayama7#130, 863 nucleotides. RefSeq names its product dolichol-phosphate mannosyltransferase. The record is from RefSeq and is a predicted model, not a curated record. The transcript has 7 exons. Gene Ontology annotation, cellular component: endoplasmic reticulum membrane. Gene Ontology annotation, biological process: protein O-linked glycosylation via mannose; GPI anchor biosynthetic process. NCBI's taxonomy places the organism in Eukaryota, Fungi, Basidiomycota, Agaricomycetes, Agaricales, Psathyrellaceae. The coding region runs from base 18 to 788 and encodes 256 amino acids. Gene Ontology annotation, molecular function: dolichyl-phosphate beta-D-mannosyltransferase activity.
GUCCAGUCUCUCUCACAAUGCAAGGCAAAUUCAACACCCCCGACACUCACAAAUACUCUGUCAUCCUCCCCACCUACAACGAGCGUAAAAAUCUGCCAGUUAUCGUCUGGUUGCUCGCUAAAACAUUCCAAGACAAUGACCUGGCUUGGGAAAUUAUAGUUGUCGACGAUGCAAGUCCAGACGGGACACAGGAAAUCGCAAAGCAGCUCGCCAAUGUGUAUGGGGAGGACAAGAUUGUGCUGAAGCCACGAGCUGGUAAACUCGGACUGGGAACGGCCUAUAUUCAUGGCCUCAACUAUGUCACUGGUGACUUUGUCAUUAUCAUGGACGCCGACUUUUCACACCACCCCAAAUUCAUCCCGCAGUUCAUCCGACUCCAAAAGGCUCAUAACCUGGACAUUGUAACCGGCACCCGGUACCGCUCGACAUCAACACCCUACACCACAGAUGCACAACCAGGAGGAGUCCACGGUUGGGAUCUCAAACGUAAACUCGUCUCCAGAGGGGCCAACUUUCUCGCUGCGACAGUGUUGAACCCCGGCGUGAGCGAUCUCACAGGAAGCUUCCGAUUAUACCGCCUUCCCGUUCUGCGGCACAUCAUCAGCGAAACUGUGUCCAAAGGCUACGUGUUCCAAAUGGAAAUGAUGGUCCGGGCGCGGGCGCUUGGGUACACGGUUGGGGAGGUGCCAAUCACAUUCGUCGACCGCAUCUUUGGCGAGAGCAAACUAGGCGCCGACGAGAUUGUGUCGUACGCAAAGGGCGUCUGGACGCUCUUCAGCACAGUCUGAUUUCCAUAAUGAUGUCACGAUUUGUCAGCACGUAAUUUAUACCCCGCAAAUUCCAGUUUCCACUUUUUGUUCUCA